Messenger RNA from Ipomoea nil (Japanese morning glory), 1486 nucleotides. RefSeq names its product alcohol dehydrogenase-like 6. Bases 198 to 1358 code for a protein of 386 amino acids. The transcript is spliced from 9 exons. NCBI's taxonomy places the organism in Eukaryota, Viridiplantae, Streptophyta, Magnoliopsida, Solanales, Convolvulaceae. The record is from RefSeq and is a predicted model, not a curated record. Gene Ontology annotation, cellular component: cytosol. Gene Ontology annotation, molecular function: zinc ion binding; S-(hydroxymethyl)glutathione dehydrogenase [NAD(P)+] activity. Gene Ontology annotation, biological process: formaldehyde catabolic process.
CAACUACCACGAUUUCAACCGCAGUCGCAAGUCCACCACCUACCCUAAUAAAUCUCAAUUUCUUUAAAAAAAAUCACAACAUUGGAGGGUGCAGAGAGGAAAAAGGAAAGGGAAGGAAAGGAAAUUGAGAAAACACACUGAUUUUUGUGUUUUCAUAACAGAAGAGAGAAAGUAGAAAGAAUAACAAUAAUAAUAUAAUGUCCCAUUUCGAUUCAUCAACCAAACCUCAACCAGGUGUAAUCACCUGCAAAGCUGCAGUGGCAUGGGGCCCAGGAGAGGCAAUGGUGAUUGAGGAGGUGGAGGUGAGUCCUCCUCAGCCUAUGGAAAUCAGGAUUAAGGUUGUUUACACUUCCCUCUGUCGCAGUGAUGUCACUGCCUGGCUCUCUCAGGCGCAUCCGUCUAUUUAUCCUCGGAUUUUUGGCCACGAAGCAUCAGGGAUUGUGGAGAGUGUCGGGCAAGGAGUGACAGAAUUUGGUGAAGGGGACCGUGUGCUUACAUUGUUUACUGGAGAGUGUAUGAGAUGCAAACAUUGCAUUUCCGGCAAAAGCAACAUUUGUCAAGUUCUUGGAUUGGAACACAAAGGAGUUAUGCACAGUGACCAGAAGACACGCUUCUUUGUAAAAGGGAAACCUGUGUAUCAUUAUUGUGCAGUUUCGAGUUUUAGUGAAUAUACGGUUGUACAUUCUGGUUGUGCUGUCAAGGUUAAUCCACUUGCUCCCUUAGACAAAAUCUGCAUCCUAAGUUGUGGUGCAGCCACAGGUCUUGGUGCUGCUUGGAAGGUUGCUAAUGUUUCUCAAGGAUCAAAAGUUGCUAUUUUUGGUCUUGGAACUGUGGGACUUUCUGUUGCCCAAGGUGCUAAACUACGGGGAGCAUCUCAAAUAAUUGGCGUGGACAUUAAUCCACACAAGAGAGACAUAGCCAAGGAUUUUGGAGUAACGGAUUUUUUGAACCCAAAUGACUCUGAUGAACCUAUUCAACAGGUAAUAAAACGUAUGACUGAUGGAGGGGCAGACUUCUCAUUUGAAUGUAUAGGAGACACGGAAAUGGUAACCACUGCUUUGCAGUCUUGUUGUGAUGGAUGGGGCUUGACGGUGACUCUUGGAGUGCCAAAGACAAAGCCAGAGAUAAGUGGUCACUUUCGAUUUUUUCUUAUGGGCAGAAAAUUAACAGGAUCUCUUUUUGGUGGCUGGAAACCCAAGUCCGAGAUUCCAUCAUUAGUUGACAUGUACAUGAACAAGGAAAUCCAGAUUGAUGAGCUGAUCACACACAAUCUGCCAUUUGAAGACAUAAACAAAGCUUUUGAUUUGAUGAUACAAGGAAAAUGCUUGCGCUGCGUUAUCUACAUGCCCCCCAAGUAACUUUUGUUUUUUGUUUUCCCCCUAUUUUCAUAAUGGGAAUACGAAAUUAGGGCUUGAAUUGCUACAUUUCAUCUAAAUGAGGUAUUUGGUUGCAGAUAAAUGUCACAACUUUUCAUACUUAUUGGUUA